Messenger RNA from Bradysia coprophila, 3617 nucleotides. Its product is annotated as protein piwi-like. The record is from RefSeq and is a predicted model, not a curated record. Gene Ontology annotation, molecular function: RNA binding; protein binding. NCBI's taxonomy places the organism in Eukaryota, Metazoa, Arthropoda, Insecta, Diptera, Sciaridae.
GUGGUCAUUGGCAAUUAAUCGGUUGAUUUAAAUAAUUUCCCUCUCAGAAAUCUGAUAAUUAAUUACAGUGUAUUGGGUAGAGGCUUCGAAGCUAAACCUUAACUUUAAUAACGAUCAAACUAAAGCCUAAAUCCUAAUUAAAUAUUUGAGACUGAAUUUCAGUGUAAUCGAUUUUGUGGAAAAAAUAACUUAGAGAAAACUUAACUACAAACUGACACAGUGUUUAUAUUGAUUAAAAUAUUAAAAAUUAUUCGUCGCACAUUCGCAAAACGAUUGGUGAUUGCAUCUGAAUACCAGCUUGUACAAUCCAGAGAUGAGGCGAGGACAACCAGACGUAAACUGGAACUAUGAAGGUCGCAUACAAGGAAGAGGGCGUGGGUCAUAUUACUACCCACCAACGUAUUCAGCGCAAUCGCCAGGAUAUGAAGCGUCAUCACGUGAAGAUGAAGGUGGUAGCAGAUCUACAAGGGGAAAUGGUAAAACUCAUUAUGUGAGUGGACGAAGUUAUGGCUAUGGAUACGAGCGGGACAGAGAAAGGCGGGAAAUGUAUGAUCGAUCAAGGGAGCGACAUGAAAACAGCAAUACAGAAAGAGACGCAAAUUUCUAUUCAAGAAGAAGUAGUAGCAGAUCCACCUAUAUGAAUUACGAAACUAGAUUUCCGAGUGGACGCAAUGGUGGUAAUGUCACAACAUCUCGACGAGAAGCACGCUAUCAGCCGAUCGAUUCGAAUCAUAGUCAUCGUAGAGACGGGAACAGAAAUAGACGUAGAGAAGCUCGUGAUAUGUCUAUCAAUCGCAAUGAAACCAACCGUAACGGAAAUGAUGUACCUUCUUCUUCUUCUUCAAAUGGUAGGACAUCCCAAAAACAAGUACUUGUCCAGCCGAUGGAGUGGAAUGCACUUCGUGAAGGAAUUAGUGACAACAACGAAGCAUGUGAAAAACAACUUGCAGGACAAUCUACGAAUCAACGCGAAUCGGAGAAUAGGGCUUUGAUUAAACGUACCGGAUUAGCUCCAGGUAAUCAUACCAUCAAUCGAAUAUUACAAACGAAUCCAGAUGCCACUGCAUCCAAACAGGGAACGAGUGGUGUCCCAGUGAGCCUAGUAUCCAAUUAUUUUCGGGUCGCGAAAAGAUCAACUUUGGAACUUUAUUUAUAUCGCGUUGACUUUACACCUGCAAUCAAAAAUAAGGUGUUCCAAGGUGGUCUGCUUCAUGGACAGAUGAAAAAUUACGGCCUUUAUUUCUUUGACGGCACCAUGAUGUACAUGAUGGCCAAAUUGGAAAAAGAUGUAACUGAAUACGAUGUGAAAGGAAAUAAAGACGACCAGCAUUAUGCCAUUAAAAUUAAACUGGUGGGUUUGGUGCCACCAGACACAUACCAAUACUUGCAUGUUUGGGCAUUAUUACUACGAAAAUGUGAGAGAGCUUUAGGCUUGCAGUUGGUGGGUCGAAACUACUAUGAUCCAGACCCUUCACUAAAACGUAACAUAUACGGCUUCAAUCUUGAAUUGUGGCCUGGAUUCGUCACAGCCAUACAUCAACACGAAAAGGAUAUACUGUUAUGCGUCGAUGUAUCCACCAAAGUUAUGAGAACCGAUACUGUCUACGACAUAAUGAGAAAAUUUAAGAACGAUAGAGAAUUGAUUCAGGAAAAAGUAUUGGGCAUGACUGUACUAACCACGUACACUAACAAGACGUAUAGGAUUACUGAUAUAGACUUCAAUCAGACUCCCUCGAACGAAUUCGAUUUGAAUACGGGCGAGAAGACCUCAUUUAUUAAGUACUUCGCAACUAAAUACAAUCAAAUUAUAAAAGAUCCACAUCAGCCCUUGUUAAUCGUAAGGUCGUCUCAACGUCAGAAACGGGCUGGACAAUCUGAUAUUUUUGCAUUAGUUCCGGAACUGUGUAUAGCGACUGGCUUUGACGACAGCAUGCGGACUAAUCAUGUCCUGAUGAAAACUGUUGCCAAGUUUACCAGAUUGAAUCCCACAGAACGUAUACUAAGAUCGCAAGCGCUCAUUCACCGUCUACGAAAUAACGAGAAAUGUCAAGAAAUAUUUAAGGAAUGCGAAUUUCAGCUAGACACGAAUCCCACUAAAAUUACUGGCCGCCGAUUAAUAGACGAGUCGGUCAUCUUUGGUGGACAACAACAAUUCGUUACCACGAAGUGGUCCAACCAAUUCCAUAGCAGUGAAAUGUACGGAUCGGAACAUUUACACAAUUGGAUAUUGAUAUAUCCACAGGCCGCUAGUAAUCAGACACUAAAAUUCGUUUCUACGUUACAGCAGGUUGCUAGAGGAAUGAACUACAUCAUAAAAGAUCCAUACAAGCUGAUGUUACCGGGUCAUGAUACUACUAAUUACACAGGGAUAUUGGACGAAGCGAAAAAUAGAAAUCCACAGUUAAUUGUAGUUGUUCUUACAACUCCAGACGAAGGUAUAUACGGAUGCAUUAAGAAGUAUUGCAUUGAAAAUGCUAUUCAAUCGCAAGUAUUGCUCAGUGACACUAUCAAAGGGAAAAAGAAUGCAAGGGGUCCUUCAAUUAUGUCUGUUGCAACGAAAGUUGUCAUUCAAAUCAACUGCAAACUUGGUGGCUUACCUUGGAUGGUGAACAUCCCACUCACGGGAUUGAUGACAUUUGGUUUCGACGUUUUCCAUAACAUUAAAGACAAACGUAAGAAAUCGUGCGGAGCAAUCGUGGCAACAUGGGACAUGAUGGACAUAAGGACGAAGAGGAUAUCACAAAAAUAUUACUCGGCCGUCAGUGCCCAUAUCAGUGGCAAUCAGCUGAGCACCGACCUUGCUCUGCAAGUUUGUCAAGCAGUCAGGGAAUACUUUGUGCUGCACAAAUCCCUACCGAAACAUAUCUUAUUUUACCGUGACGGCGUCGGCGAGGGACAAAUCACAUACGUCAAAGAGGUAGAAAUUAAAAACAUCCUCGAUGGACUUAGCAACUAUUAUGGCGAUACGAGAGUCCCUUUGACGUUCAUCCUCGUGACAAAGCGAAUAAACACACGGUUUUUCGUGCACAAUGGAGAAGAGUAUCAAAACCCUCAACCUGGCACUGUUGUCGAUGAUGUGAUUACAAAGCCCGAGAAACACGAGUUUCUUUUAGUUUCAUCACAGUUGGGCCAAGGAACGGUCAGUCCUACUAAUUACAAUAUACUUCUCAACAAUAUGGGUCUAUCGUCGAAUGGGUUACAGAGACUAACUUACAAAUUAACGUAUUUAUACUACAAUUGGUGUGGUACAUUACCUGUGCCCGCUGUUUGCCAAUACGCUCACAAGCUGGCGUUUUUGGUUGGUAACUACGGUUUAACACCACCAUCUAAUGACCUCCAAAAGAAAUUGUACUUUCUCUAAUUUUAUGAAUAAGACACCAGAGUAAAGGUGGUUAGACUUUUAUUAGCCAAAUUCUCGUAAGCAUUUAAUGGAGCUAAUAACUCAAUUGUAAAAUUCGUAGGAGCUCUACAAGUUAGAACGGCUGUAUUUAAAAAAAAAAAUCGAUUUAAUUUAUCUUUCGUUAAAUUUAUUGUAGCUCCGACACUUUUUUUUUGAUUGAAUAAAUUUAAGUCACAGUUGUUAAAUUUAGCAGCGCUGACAGGAAUUGGCAGGCUAU